AUGGCCACACACGGCAAUUCGGUACUGUUACCUGUGCAAAGAAGCAGAAGGGGUACCACAAAAAUUAUUGCAUGUGCAUGUAUGGAUGCUGCUCAAGGAUACGGUUCCAAACAUGUGGAAUUGGUUGCUGCGAUAUUGGUGGAACAAAUGGCACAUGUCUCAGUAAGUUGGGACAAAAGUUGCCGGUUUUUAACCAAAUGA
Molecule: messenger RNA, 201 nt
Organism: Dicrocoelium dendriticum
Lineage: Eukaryota; Metazoa; Platyhelminthes; Trematoda; Plagiorchiida; Dicrocoeliidae
Source: the annotation of a GenBank genome assembly